Lathyrus oleraceus (garden pea) is the source of this 914-nucleotide messenger RNA. RefSeq lists its product as uncharacterized. The record is from RefSeq and is a predicted model, not a curated record. The coding region runs from base 86 to 544 and encodes 152 amino acids. Lineage: Eukaryota; Viridiplantae; Streptophyta; Magnoliopsida; Fabales; Fabaceae. The transcript has 4 exons.
AAAAAAACUAGUUACUACUACGAUUUUUUGGAGGAAAAAAAGAAAAUCAACGCACAAAGGGAAAAAAAAAUCCCAAAAUUCGAAAAUGGCGAAAGAUAUCGAAACUCUCACAGAAGAUGAAAGACGCGCACUUCGCGGUAGCAAAUUCGCUCCUCUUCCCACCCUUCCUCACUCCAACAAACCCAAACCUAGAUUGGCUCAUCCCGGUGGACCUGUUGCCACAAAUAAAGCAGCGGCUUUGGCGAAGUUUUUGGAGAGGAAGUUGAAGGAUCCUAAUGGAUUGGCAUCUAUUAACCCUGAUCUUCUUGAACUUGCUGUUAAUAAUGCCAAACAAACUGUUUAUACAAGUGGUACUUCAAAUUCCGGAAGAAAUGUUCGGCAUGUGGAAUCCUUUGGCGACUCAGAUGCUGGUGAAGAGGAACAGAAUGACCUGCUUGUUAUAAAGGAAUGCAAGAAGAAGAGAAAGAAGAAGAAACAAAAGAAGAAAAAUAAAAGACGAAAGGAAGUUGAAGACGCUGGAUAUGCUGUGAUGAAAAAGCCUUAACAGGUUUUAGUUCUGAUUUUGUUUAAAGCAGCGUACUUUUGGAGUUGAGGAUUGGGCCAACGAUUUUUUGUACCAUGGUUUCUUUCCUCAACUGAUAAGACCCGGUUGUUGUUGGUUUCUUUCCUCAUCUGAAUUUGCUCAUUUGCAAGUAAAAUGGAGUCACAGAUGAAAAUAGUUUGAUGGAGCUUUUGCUAUAAUUAAUGUUUUAGAUGCGCUUUGCCUGUAAAAUACUAUUGAAAGAUAGGUUAGAAGUUAGAAGUUGAAGGAAACUUUUCCUAUAAUUAAAAUUGUCUCACUUUAUGAAGUUAGAAGUAAUCUCCUUCAAUGAUGCAACCAUUGAACACAAAUAAAUUGAUAUCUAUUGUUACAA